Messenger RNA from Aedes aegypti (yellow fever mosquito), 3837 nucleotides. Its product is annotated as putative U5 small nuclear ribonucleoprotein 200 kDa helicase. Gene Ontology annotation, molecular function: ATP binding; nucleic acid binding. The record is from RefSeq and is a predicted model, not a curated record. The transcript has 4 exons. The coding region runs from base 1 to 3837 and encodes 1278 amino acids. Gene Ontology annotation, cellular component: nucleus. Lineage: Eukaryota; Metazoa; Arthropoda; Insecta; Diptera; Culicidae.
AUGAACGACAUCGUCUACGAGAAGGUCAUGGAGCACGCCGGGAAGAACCAGGUCCUGGUGUUUGUCCACUCCAGGAAGGAAACUGGCAAAACCGCUCGCGCCAUUCGCGACAUGUGCCUGGAGAAAGAUACGUUGGGAAGCUUCCUGCGGGAAGGUUCAGCCAGUAUGGAAGUCUUGCGAUCGGAAGCUGAGCAGGUCAAGAACGCCGAACUCAAAGAUUUGCUCCCGUAUGGCUUCGCCAUCCAUCAUGCCGGUAUGACUCGCGUGGACAGAACCCUGGUCGAAGAUCUGUUCGCCGAUCGUCACAUUCAGGUCCUGGUGUCCACCGCAACCCUAGCUUGGGGUGUCAACUUGCCUGCUCACACCGUCAUCAUCAAGGGAACCCAGAUCUACAACCCGGAGAAGGGCCGCUGGGUCGAACUGAGCGCUCUGGACGUGCUGCAGAUGCUUGGUCGAGCCGGUCGUCCCCAGUACGAUACCAAGGGCGAAGGCAUCCUGAUCACCAACCACAGCGAACUCCAGUACUAUCUUUCCCUGCUGAAUCAGCAGCUCCCGAUCGAGUCCCAACUCGUGUCCAAGAUGCCCGACAUGCUCAACGCCGAGAUAGUCCUCGGAACCAUCCAGAACGUCAAGGACGCAGUCACCUGGCUCGGGUACACCUAUCUCUACAUCCGCAUGCUGCGUCAACCAACUCUCUACGGCGUCUCCUAUGACGCGAUCAAGGAAGAUCCCCUUCUGGAACACUUCCGUGCCGAUUUGGUCCACACCGCAGCCCUGCACCUGGAGAAGAGCGGUUUGAUCAAGUACGAUCGCAAGAGCGGACACUUCCAGGUCACCGAAAUCGGACGCAUUGCGUCCCAUUACUAUUGUACCCACGACACCAUGCUAACCUACAACCAACUACUCAAACCGACCCUCAGCGAGAUCGAGCUCUUCCGGGUGUUCUCCCUGUCCGGCGAGUUCCGCAACAUCACCGUUCGCGAAGAGGAAAAGCUCGAACUCCAGAAGCUGAUGGAGCGCGUCCCUAUCCCGAUCAAGGAAAGCAUGGAGGAGCCCAGCGCCAAGGUCAACGUCCUCCUGCAAGCCUACAUCUCCCAACUCAAGCUGGAAGGAUUCGCCCUGAUGGCCGACAUGGUCUACGUGACCCAAUCCGCGGCGCGUCUUCUCCGUGCGAUCUUCGAGAUCGUCCUCCACCGCGAAUGGGCCCAACUCGCGGACAAAUGUCUCACCCUGUGCAAGAUGAUAGACCGCCGCAUGUGGCAAAGUAUGUCUCCGCUGCGCCAGUUCCGCAAAAUGCCCGAAGAGAUCGUCAAGAAGAUCGAGAAGAAGAACUUCCCCUGGGAGCGGCUGUACGAUCUGGAGGCGAACGAGAUCGGUGAACUGAUCCGCGUCCCCAAACUGGGCAAAACCAUCUACAAGUACGUGCACCAGUUCCCCAAGCUGGAACUGUCCACCCACAUCCAACCGAUCACGCGAUCUACUCUGCGGGUUGAGCUCACGAUCACCCCGGACUUCCAGUGGGACGAAAAAAUCCACGGCCAAUCGGAAGCCUUCUGGAUCCUGGUCGAAGACGUCGAUUCGGAAGUGAUCCUCCAUCACGAGUACUUCCUUCUGAAGGCCAAGUACUGCCAGGACGAUCACCUGGUGAAGUUCUUCGUCCCGGUUUUUGAACCACUCCCGCCGCAGUACUUCCUGAGAAUCGUGUCCGAUCGUUGGAUCGGCGCCGAAACACAACUCCCCGUCUCAUUCCGUCAUCUGAUCCUGCCGGAGAAGAACCUCCCGCCCACGGAGCUACUUGAUCUGCAGCCCCUUCCGAUCAGUGCCCUUCGGGAGCCAAACUUCGAGGCGUUGUACGCGGACAAGUUCCCGCAGUUCAACCCGAUCCAAACGCAGGUCUUCAACGCGGUCUACAACAGCGAGGACAACGUUUUUGUGGGCGCCCCAACCGGAUCCGGUAAAACCACGAUCGCGGAAUUUGCCGUUCUGAGAAUGCUGCAGCAGAACCCGCAUGGUCGGGUCGUCUACCUGGUGUCGAGGGACAGUUUGGCCGAGUUGAUUUUCAUGGAUUGGCACCAGAAGUUCGGGCAGCAUUUGGGCUGCAAGGUUGUUAAGUUGACCGGUGAAACCGGAACGGACUUGAAGCUGAUCGCCAAGGGACAGAUCAUCGUUACGACUGCGGACAAGUGGGACAUCCUGUCGCGUCGUUGGAAGCAGAGGAAGAACGUCCAGAAUAUCCAGCUGUUCAUCGUCGACGAGCUGCAGUUGAUCGGCGGGGAGGAAGAUCCGUAUUAUCGCGCUCUCAGCUUCUCUCUCGGACGCGAGGGACGUCGCCCAAUGGUUGGGAUGCAACGCGAACGCUACCUUCAAUUUCCAUCCGAGCGUUCGUCCGAUCCCAUUGGAGUUACACGUCCAGGAUUCAACAUUACUCACAACGCUUCGAGAGUGGCAGCCAUGUCCAAGCCCGUCUACAACGCGAUCACAAAGUUCAGCCCGCACAAGCCAGUGAUCGUGUUCGUUUCUUCUCGCAAGCUAGCGCGCCUGACGGCGAUCGACAUUUUGACGUACUGCGCGGCUGAGGCUCAACCAAACCGGUUCUUCCACGCCGAAGAGGACGACAUCAAGCCGUUCUUGGACCGUAUGACCGACAAGACCCUGAAAGAAACUCUCUCACAAGGCGUUGCCUAUAUCCACGAAGGCUUGACGCCGUCCGAUCACCGAAUUGUGGAACAGCUGUUCGACUCCGGAGCGGUCCAGAUCGCCGUUGUCACCCGGGAUCUCUGCUGGGGCUUGAACAUCUCCGCAUAUCUCGUGGUGAUCAUGGACACUCAGUUCUACAACGGCAAGAGCCAUUCCUACGACGACUACCCAGUCACGGACGUCAUGCAGAUGGUCGGCCGGGCCAAUCGCCCUCUGGAAGACGACGACGCCAAGUGCGUCCUGAUGUGCCAGAGCUCCAAGAAGGACUUCUUCAAGAAGUUCCUCAACGAAAGCCUCCCGGUCGAGAGCCACCUCGAUCACCGUCUGCACGAUCACUUUAACGCGGAAAUUGUCACAAAAACCAUCGAGAAUAAGCAGGACGCCGUAGAUUACCUCACCUGGACGUUCCUUUACCGUCGGCUGACCCAGAAUCCCAACUACUACAACCUUCAGGGCGUGACCCAUCGGCAUCUGUCCGAUCACCUCUCGGAACUGGUCGAGAGCACCCUGUCCGACCUGGAACAAUCCAAGUGCAUCAGCGUCGAAGACGAAAUGGACACGCUACCGCUGAACCUGGGAAUGAUCGCCGCGUACUACUACAUCAACUACACCACCAUCGAGCUGUUCAGCUUGUCGUUGAACAGCAAAACGAAGAUCCGAGGCCUGCUGGAGAUCAUUUCGUCGGCGGCAGAGUACGAGGACGUCGUGGUGCGACACCACGAGGACAACAUUCUGAAGAGUUUGGCCCAGAGGUUGCCGAACAAGCUGACCGGACCGAAUGGAACGGCUCCCAAAUACAACGACCCCCAUAUCAAGACCAACCUGCUGCUUCAGGCCCCACCUCUCCCGUUCUACAACUGGGUGCCGAACUGCAAGGCGACACCGAGCAAAGUCUCGGCAAAGCCAUUCGUCUCAUCCAGGCCUGUGUCGACGUCCUAUCCUCGAACGGAUGGCUUUCGCCGGCCUUGCCCGCACUUCAACGCGGACAUCAUCAAGCGCUGCCAGGAGAAGAACAUCGAGACGGUGUUCGACAUCAAUGGAGCUGGACGACGAAGAUCGCAUCCGGUGCUUGCAGCUGAACGAUCAGCAGAUGUCCGACGUGGCCCGGUUUCUGCAAUCGCUAUCCGAACAUCGAAAUGA